AUGUGGAUGCUGAGCACUGCUCGCGCGGAGCUGCACUUCUUCUCCGACCCGUCAGCCGUACCCGGUGGCUACUGCAUUCUCUCUCACACCUGGUUCGGCCAAGAGCAGUCAUUCCAAGAGAUUCAAGAUAUCAGCAGGGCAUGUGCCCCGGACAACACCAACCCACGCGACUCGGUGUCGGAGAAGAUCCGAAAGUGCUGUCUCAAGGCGGAGGAGUACGACCUCGACUGGAUCUGGAUCGAUUCCUGCUGCAUCGACAAGACGAGCAGCACGGAGCUUUCGGAGGCCAUCAAUUCCAUGUUCAGCUGGUACGUCCUCGCCGAAGUCUGCUUCGUCUUCCUCGAGGAUGUUCCGGUGGACGACGACUUCUACGCCGAAGAUUCUGCAUUCCGGAGGGCGAGGUGGCAUAGACGGGGAUGGACGUUGCAAGAGCUGCUCGCGCCAGCCUUCAUGAUCUUCUUCUCGAAGGAGUGGGAGCGGAUUGGGACAAAGCAAGACCUCGCACGCCUUCUGGACGAAGUCACCGGGGUCGCGCUCCCUUUCCUCGUCCGGGACCUGUCCUUCUUGGACGACGCGUCGGUCUCGGAGCGUAUGCACUGGGCCUCGCGUCGGAACACCACUCGGGUCGAAGACGAAGCGUACUGCCUACUUGGUAUCUUCGACAUCAAGAUGACAACUCUGUAUGGGGAAGGCCAGCAAGCUUUCAGGCGUCUGCAGCAGGAAAUUGUCAAGAGAUCGCCCUCUGAGACCUCGAUCUUAUCAUGGGGU
Epithele typhae is the source of this 768-nucleotide messenger RNA. RefSeq names its product heterokaryon incompatibility protein-domain-containing protein. Lineage: Eukaryota; Fungi; Basidiomycota; Agaricomycetes; Polyporales; Epitheliaceae. The transcript has a single exon. The annotation marks the transcript as partial. The record is from RefSeq and is a predicted model, not a curated record.